Messenger RNA from Bacidia gigantensis, 1578 nucleotides. RefSeq lists its product as uncharacterized. Gene Ontology annotation, molecular function: chromatin DNA binding. NCBI's taxonomy places the organism in Eukaryota, Fungi, Ascomycota, Lecanoromycetes, Lecanorales, Ramalinaceae. Gene Ontology annotation, cellular component: nucleus. The record is from RefSeq and is a predicted model, not a curated record. The transcript has 3 exons. Bases 1 to 1578 code for a protein of 525 amino acids.
AUGGCCCGGUCGUCAAGAUCUCGGGCUGCGGCGGCAAUUCAGCGGACGCCAACACCAAGGGCUGAUGAACCAUCCGAUGGAGAGAUUGCUGGCUUACCUCAGGAAGAGGGUAGCCAGGACGAAGAUGUCGAGCAAGACCAGAUGGAGUUAGAUGAUGAGGCAAGUCGUGAAACUCCUGCCUUAGAAUCAGAUGAAGGUUCAGGUGCUGCAACACCUCCCCAUGGAAGAGGUGGAACUCGGAGGAGGCGGGCAGGAAGACCAAGAGGUGGCGCCCGACGACGGGAUGCUACUAGUCAAGACUUACGAGACCCUGGAUCUGAUGUGCCUACCCCGAGAAAGCGCGGAGGGUGGCGAGGUCGCGGUUUCGGCGCCGGCCGAUGGGCAAAGAUCAAAGGAGGCCCUUCUCACGUUACGCAAGUGCCAAUUGACAAAGAAGGCAACAUGGCCAACAUCGUAGGUGACGAGGUCGAGCUGCCGGAUGACUCCGAGGGCGAGAAAAAGGUCACCAAGGAUGGAGAAUUGCAGGGAGGUAGAGAAUAUCGGGUCAGGACCUUUAGGAUUGAGGGUAAAGGAGAGAAACUCUACAUGUUGUCAACUGAACCGGCACGAUGCAUCGGAUUCCGAGACAGCUACCUCUUCUUUCAAAAACAUAAGCAUCUCUACAAGAUCAUUAUCGCCGAAGACGCCAAGAAAGAUCUGAUCGACCGAGGUCUCAUUCCUCAUUCCUACAAGGGCCGGGCUAUUGGCGUAGUGACAGCACGUUCUGUGUUUCGCGAGUUCGGGGCCAAAAUUGUGGUCGGCGGCAGGAAAAUCACAGACGACUACCUUGUGGCGGAAGCUGGAGCGCGAGGCGACGUAGAAGGUGAAUAUGCUGUACCUGAAGAUGAGGUGCCUGGGGGCGCGGAAGGGUACGAUCGCAACCGCUACGUAGCUUGGCACGGUGCAAGCGCUGUAUAUCAUGCUGGCGCUUCAAGUGUACCAUUGCUUAAUGGGAAACCUGUGGAAAGCAAGAAACGGAAAGUCGUUGUCACCGGGGCGAAUUGGAUGUAUGAACAUGCAAUGCAAGCUAGCCGUUUCAAUUCUCUCACUACCGCCCAACGACAUCUGAACCUGAACGGUAUGUACAACGUGCACACCAACUUCAUGCAAUAUCCCAAGAUUAUGCAACCCACCCAGGCCCGGUGGGAGCGUGUGGAGUCGCGCCCUCCCGCUUCACAUACCAUGAGGACCCAGAACAACGUCCUUGGUGAUGAGACAGGAGAUGAUCCACUGCAAAGAGCCCCGGCCUCAGACGCUUUCCCAGAGUUGCCAUCCUUCUACACUCAAAGAUUCAUGGUGACUGACACGUAUUUUGAGACACCAUCAACGUCCACUCUUGGCUAUCCGGGUCCAGAUGAGGCAUUGGUGGACAUUGGCCCACUGGGCCUGAUGCACGUCCCGCAAGAUGUUGUUGAGGCACUCCCAGAGGACUGUCAAGAGGCCUUCGUGCGGGCUCGAACACAGGAGAAAGUCUGGAAAACCCGGUGGAAGCUGGGGGGUGAUGGCAGAACCCCGCUGAGAAUCACUUACAAUACAUGA